Molecule: messenger RNA, 3072 nt
Organism: Symbiodinium sp. CCMP2592
Lineage: Eukaryota; Dinophyceae; Suessiales; Symbiodiniaceae
Source: the annotation of a GenBank genome assembly
AUGAUGUCUGAGGCAGCCCAGGCGAAGAAAUCCUGCGGGCGUUGCCGGUGGCUGAGCCAUGGUGCCUAUUGGACGGAGAGGUGUACUUUCACUGAUUCAGACGGUGUGGUUCGCACCUGGCUGCAGCGGGCCGUCCAUGAAGAUGGCACGUUUGGCUUGGAGUGCCGCCUGUGCAAGGCAUUUGCAGUGCGGUUUCCAGAGAAAAUUUCGAAAAGCAGCCCCUACGUUGAAGGAAAAGUUGUUCCUCGGCAACUGGAAGACUUGCUUCGCCAUGCCGGCGAUGCAAAAAAGUCGGCCAAGAGAAGUUUGGUGCAUCAGCAGGCCCUCGACUAUCACCUGUCCCAGUCGGCUGAGCAAGGAGUCGGCGGGAGCGAACCAAGUCGGCCUUCGUAUGAGCCGGCCAUAUGUUCGUAUCAGGUGCUGAUGUCGGUGGAGACGGCGCACACGCCGAAUGCUGCACAGUGCUCUCUCUAUGAGGCCAAGUGCAAGCAAGGCAAUGCUGACAAUCCUGCCUUGUGCCCGCUGGCUAGGUCCUCUGGCGUGGGGCACUGGAAAAUCCAGCAUAGCCUGUCAGUUCACCUGUGGCGCAGCUGCCGCUCCAAGUUCAAGGCACAUGGAGGAGCUCGCGUUCUCUCCAUUGGCCUUGCCGAGGAGCCAAGGGAUGCGAGGGGCAAGUUCGAGCUGCUCAAGGCCAGGAUCGUCUACUCCGACUUCACAGUCGGCAACAUAGUCGUGGAUCUCUUCGAGCAUAAAGGCCGGAAGACGGCUUUGGACAAGGCGCAGCAGAUCCGGGAAUCUCUUCUCCGUUUCGCAGACGGCAAUGAUGCCAUCAUGGAUGUCCUGUCAAGGAAGACGCAAGUCUUUUGCAGUGACGGAGAGCGUGCGGAACCCCUUUCAGCAAGGCUGGCGAAGGAGCAACACGUAUUGCCCAGCCUCAAGGCUGUGCUGCGCUGCAGCGCACACAGCGCGCACAAGGCGCUGGAGAACUCCCUCGCAAGCGACCCUCGGGCCAAAGACCUGGUAGACGCACUCAUUUCGGCCUAUUCAGACGAAGCGAGCGGGAUGGCUGGAGGGCUCGCACGUGCCCUGACGAACUCCUUGAAGCUUGCCGAUUUGGUGGAAAAGGAGUCGGCCGAGCAGACGGAUCACCUGGUCUCCAAGAUGAGGUUUGCGGCCCAGCGAUUCGGGUCGCUGACUGAGGUAGCUGGCCACAUCGUCAGAAACACAAAGGUCCUCAUCACUGCCCUGACAAAGGUCGGCAACCAGUGGGCCAACAACCUGUUGCAUACAUGUUUUCGUCCCAAGAAACUCCUCCUGUUCGCACUCAUCGCCGAGUUUGGGGCUGCGGCUAUGCGGUUCAUCCGCAAGUUUGACAACAACGAGAGUGUGGAUGGGGGAGGAGUCGGCAAGGUGCCGGCAUUAUGUCGUGAAGUGGCCCUGCUGGAGCAAGAGCUGCAAACCCUCUUUGCUUUUCGGACUCCCGCAGCCAACGAAAACCAGCUCUCUGAGCCCCUGGUCCUGUCGGAAAAGUACAGCACCGGCUUCGUGCAGAUCAUGCAGAAGCAAUUCAAUUUUUUGGUGGAGGAGGCUAUCGUUCAGGACGGCGCCAUGAUUUUUUUCCAUAAGGGAGCAGGCUCGGAGCGGCAGGUGAGACGCUGGCUGGCAAAGGAGUUGGGCUCCAUGAAGAACAUUAUCGAGCUGUUUUUGUCGGCCAUCAGAGCCGAGUCCGACACUGGCGUUGCUGCAGCUCUCUCCCCGUUCUUCUUCCGGCCCGACAGUCGGCUGGACACGCCUGAGCAGCUGGCCCCACUUGCCGAUGCCUUGAACAUAGUGGCUGAUCUUGGCCGUGAGAUGCUCCUGCUGCGACCCACGGUUGAGACCCUUUGGAAGCAGGGGCACAGAAACGUGGAGGUCCUUUGGGGGAAAGCCUGCAAUCACUGGCAGAACAAGAUCCACGCGGUGGAUAAAGCCGUGGCCUUUAUGCUGAGCAUAUACACUUCGACGUCCGAGUUGGAGCAGGGGUUUAGCUUCUUGCAGAUGUUCGGGCACCUCUUCAAGAACAGGAUCGACGGGCCGAAGCCGUAUGAGAUCGCGACCCGUUCUUCCAAGAAUGGUGUUGUGACCCUCGUGCCACAGCCCAUCUGCUUUGCUGUGCAGAAGAUCUACGAGGAGCUCUAUGGUGCAAAACAGAAGGGGGUUGCAACCUCCACUCUGCCCAGACGUGUGCAGCCCGUUCUUGGGACCGACAAAGAGAAGCCUAGUCUGGCUGGGCUGAAGAGGAAGCAGCAGAAAGAAAUGAAGGAAGCCGCUGAAACAAUAGCGAACAGCCGGCUGAACCCAGAGUCGGCAGAGGAGUUGGCAGAGCUUGCGCAGAUCACUGAAAAGUCGGCGAAGAAGAGGCGCACUGAGAAGCAUGACAAGCUCUCAGUCUUUCUGCAGAAGUAUGCAGAGAGAAAGGCCUUCCUCUUCGAGUACGACCUCCGCGAGCCGGGCGAGACGGAGAACCACGCCAAGCUGCAGAGGCAUCUGCGAGAAGCCGAGCAGAGAAAAAGCCGGCUCUUGGAGAUGACCAAGCGGUCCAUGGCAACGGUGCUGUUGCACCCCCCGUUGCCGCAGGGCACUCUGGUGGUGGCAUCGGAUGGCUCCUGCAAGAACGAACUGGCGGCAGCUGGUGCGUCGUUCUUCGCUUGGCCCACGUCGACUGCCGAGCGUUUGAACGUCGCACAGUUGGCGUACAGAAGUCGGCAGCUUGGUGAGGCCAUGCUCUUCCCGACUGAGGAGUCUAUGACAAGUUUCGCAGCCUGUGCCCGACUCCUUGGGGGCCAUGUUGCUGGGCCCUACUGGUUGCAGCUGGCAAGGAGAGACGGCAAGUUGCAUAGCACAGUCUGCUCUCUUAAGAGAGGCCUGGACCAGGACCACCAGCUCUACCUCCACAAAUCGCUUGAGGAGGAUGAUUCAGGAAGCGGCAAGGGCAUGGGCAUCUGUGUCAAGGUGCUGCAAGAGGAGUCGGCUCGGCUAACAGACGGCCAACAUGUCGGCUGGAAGAUCAUGGACAGCAAGAAAGCUUUGUGA